Molecule: messenger RNA, 1002 nt
Organism: Photinus pyralis (common eastern firefly)
Lineage: Eukaryota; Metazoa; Arthropoda; Insecta; Coleoptera; Lampyridae
Gene: Cpap3-d2
Product: protein obstructor-E-like
Exons: 4
Coding region: 194-928 (244 amino acids)
Cellular component (GO): extracellular region
Molecular function (GO): chitin binding
Source: RefSeq, a predicted model, not a curated record
AGAAGCACGAGGAGUGCCGGUACCACUUUAAUAGUACCUACUUUCAAAGAAAUACCUUAACCAAUCACGUCGAAGACACACCGUCUGCAUACAUUAGUGAUGUCAAAACCGCGAAAAUUCACUUGCAAUGUACAUUUGUGAUUGUGACUUGAAGAAGAGUUCAACUACCGAAAGUUAAUAGUGUUUGACAAUCAUGAAGGGUGAUAUUAGUGCGGUCGUAAUACUGCUUUUGUGUAUAGGUAUCACAUUGGGCCAAAAGCAAACACAGGAAGAUCCCUGCAAGCUAAAGUCACGCGUUGUAGCAGAUGAAAAUUAUUGCGACCGAUACUGGGAGUGCGUAAAUGGGCAACCCGAACUAUACGAUUGUCCUAACGGUCUCGUUUUCGCUGGUAAAAAUCGAGGAGUAACGGAAGGCUGCGAUUAUCCGUGGAGGUCCAAUUAUUGCGAAGGAAAACAACAAUCCAAUCCGCCGAUUGGUGUCGACCACUGCGGAUGGUUGUAUGGCAUUUUUGGACACGAAACCUCUUGCACAAGAUACUGGACUUGCUGGAACGGCACCGCAACGGAACAAUUGUGCAUUGGAGGACUUCUAUACAACGAAGCGACCCACGCGUGCGAUUGGCCAGAAAAUGUGGCAGGUUGCCAAAAACACCCACUUUGCAAUGAUGACGCGAACGGAAAUGUGGCCUUAGGGAAAUCUUGCAAUCGAUAUUGGCAAUGUCAGGGUGGAUAUCCACGAUUGCAAAGAUGUCCGGCAAUGUUAGUAUUUGAUCGACGUUCAUUGCGAUGCGUUGUUCCACCCACCGAAGACUGCGACGUACCUACAACCAUACCACCUCAGAUUCUAGAAGAAGAAGCAGAUGAAAACAUACCAAAUCUACCACCUGGUGCUAUUCCCUUACCUCAUAAAAAUAAACCAAGGAAUUAAAUUUUCAUUUCACGUUUUGUUAUUAGUGUAACAUGUAGUUCAAAAAGUUAAUUUAUUACAAAUGUUUUGAAUAA